AUGUCCUGCCAGCAGAACCAGCAGCAGUGCCAGCCCCCUCCCAAGUGCCCGCCCAAAUAUCCCGCCCCCAAGUGCCCCCCAGUCUCUUCCUGCUGCAGUGUCAGCUCUGGGGGCUGCUGUGGCUCCAGUUCCGGGGGCAGGGGCUGCUGCAGCUCCGGGGGUGGAGGCUGCUGUCUGAGCCACCACAGGCGACGCAGGUCCCACUGCCACAGACACCAGAGCUCUGACUGCUACAGUCAGCCCUCGGGGGUGGGGGUGGGGCUCCGGGUGCUGAGGCAGGGGAAGCGGCAGUCAUCUGGGGGCUGCUGCUGA
Suricata suricatta (meerkat) is the source of this 312-nucleotide messenger RNA. Its product is annotated as late cornified envelope protein 1B-like. The transcript has a single exon. Gene Ontology annotation, biological process: epidermis development. The record is from RefSeq and is a predicted model, not a curated record. NCBI's taxonomy places the organism in Eukaryota, Metazoa, Chordata, Mammalia, Carnivora, Herpestidae. The coding region runs from base 1 to 312 and encodes 103 amino acids.